Ciona intestinalis (vase tunicate) is the source of this 1490-nucleotide messenger RNA. RefSeq lists its product as uncharacterized. The record is from RefSeq and is a predicted model, not a curated record. NCBI's taxonomy places the organism in Eukaryota, Metazoa, Chordata, Ascidiacea, Phlebobranchia, Cionidae.
UAUUAUGUGCUAAAGGUGUCCCAUCUUCCCCCGUUGUACUAUAUAUAUUAUAGUUGGAGUUUUUUUUAGGGACGCAACCGUCACUGCUGCACUGAAAUGUAAAUAUAUGUUACUUGUUUGUGCAUAUUUUUCCACAUUAUAAUGAGUAUCUGUUCAAUUUCGGUGUUUUUGAGCGCCCGACCGAACUGUGACCCGCCGAGUUGUCCAGUUUCCCAUUAAAAAAAAGGUGUGAAACGCAUAACAUAAAAACCGUACAAAGCUGAGAGCUUAUAUAAGCAGAACUGCAGCAGAAUAUCUGCUGUCAUUUGGGUUGUGAUUCUGGAAGAUGUUACAAUUAUUAAAUAUUCCCUUUACUAGCAGGGCAUGAUGUAUUUAGUUCGACUUUCCUCUAGGACAGCUAGUUAUAUCCAUUUUUUUGUAUAAGUACAGUUUACGUCAUGUAUUAGCGCCCUGAUUUUGUGUGUUUUUAACGAUCCUAUUUUAUCGCACUCAAACUUCAGUGUUAGAUAAUAGGAACUAAAAGCGUUUUAUAGUCACUGAAAACUAACAAGUUUAAAGCACAACCUAGAUAAAUUAUCGUGUUAGUGCCUCGCACAAGUUUUCCAGCACACUAGUGUUUUCAUUCUUCGUUUACUACGAUUGAAGACCAUGAAGCAUAUUUGGAUUCCAUUUCUUGUACAAGUUUUGUACGUAGCCGAUUCGAAUCAACUAAUGACAAGUAAAGGAAGUUUUGAACUCUCUUUAGUUUCCACUAAAGUUAAGUCAAAUAUAAAUGUCGGCUACAUGAUGUGCUUGCCGAAGGCCCCUGAUUAUGUUUACGCAACAGCAAGACCAAGCAACCCAUCUUUGCCCCACAAGUUCAACCUGACCAUUCUUGAAAUAAAGAGAGGAUACUUUGUGGUUGAAUUAGAGCGAGUCGACCAAGUUUCAGAAUGGGAUACGAUGAUAGCUGUUGAUUGGUUCAUGUAUAUAGGCAAAGCAACUGUUUAUCAAAAUGUAAUCAUUUGGUUUCCUGAUGCUUCAGUUGGAAGGGAUUUAAAUUUCACGGAAGCAACGGAUUAUUGCACUGCUAAUGGCGGUAGAUUGGUGGAUAUUGCGGAUAAGGCGAUGUACGACGUAAUAUAUAAUUACUGCCAACAAAACAUCGUAUUUGGAAAUCGGUUGCACGUCUACACUUGGCUCGGAUCAAGCUACAAUUCAACGGCAAAAACUGUCACACAGAGCAACGGAAAACCGGGAUAUUAUGGAGAUUGGCGACCGACCGCAUACCCCAUAAAGGACCCCAUUCGAAGUAGAUUGUUGAUUCGAAUUAUUCCAUUGGAGUCAAAAAAAAACUAUUACGGAAUGUUCAAUAUUUCCCCAGCACGUGCACUGUUUGCUGUACAACUUUGUUCAAUUAACCCGAAGUAAAAAACUGCACGAAGUUAAGUGUGGAACAACCAAGUAUUUAAAACAAAUUUCAAUCUAAAUAUUCUAAGAACAUAUUAGGG